Triticum aestivum (bread wheat) is the source of this 1199-nucleotide messenger RNA. Its product is annotated as GATA-type transcription factor sre-like. Bases 31 to 945 code for a protein of 304 amino acids. Gene Ontology annotation, molecular function: zinc ion binding; sequence-specific DNA binding. NCBI's taxonomy places the organism in Eukaryota, Viridiplantae, Streptophyta, Magnoliopsida, Poales, Poaceae. The transcript has a single exon. The record is from RefSeq and is a predicted model, not a curated record. Gene Ontology annotation, biological process: cell differentiation; regulation of DNA-templated transcription. Gene Ontology annotation, cellular component: nucleus.
GAUCGAUCGACCUCCGCUUUCGCGAACGCCAUGAAGCCUUACGGCGGGAUGUACCAGAGCCACGGCCGCCAAGCGCGGGGCGCCUCUCACAGCAACGACGUCGCCGGCAGCGGCACCGUCGGGCCGCCGGCCUUCGUCUCCGCGCUCCCCGUCCCCGACGACCCGCUCGACGGCGUCAUGCAGUGCCUCGGCGACGGCGCGGAGGAUGGCUUCGCCGGCGGCGCGUGGUUCGACGACUUCCGCGGCGGGAGCAUGGACAUGUGGACGCGCGCCGGGGUGGAUAAUCUGGAAAUGCUGCUGGGGGACCUCCCGGACUCGGAGAUGACAACGUCCGUCGACAUCGGUACCCACAGCGCCACAGGAACGACCCCGACGCCGACAGGACCCAAAGCUGUAACCACUGUGCCGGACAGGCCAGCCGUGGCGACGAACCGCUCAUCGUUCAGGAACCGCAUGGACGAGGACGAGGACGACCUAUAUGCAAUGUCGUCGAGCGACUCCUCGUCAGAGGAGGACGACGACGACGCCCACUGGGACCCAUCCGAGUGCAGGAAGAGUGACGGCGCGAGACGCCGGCCGCAGAAGCACCAGAGCGGCACCGCGGCAGAGAGGAGGCAGCAAACGGAAACCGUCGUGCGGUCGGUGGUGCCGCGCGGCGUGGUGAUCACCGUGGAGGGCGGAGGCGGUGGCAACGGCAGGCACUGGUGCCGCAACUGCGGCAUCUUGGAGACCCCACUGUGGCGCGCUGGCCCGGAGGGGCCCAAGACGCUGUGCAACGCGUGCGGUUUGCGGCAUAAGAACAAGCUGGCGGCGCCGCCGACCACUAAGCGCCCGCGUGCGGCGAAACCAAAUAGCGCCAAAAGCAAGAACCACUCCGGCAUGCACUUGGCGGGCGGUGCGACGGUGGUGAGGAAGAAGCGCAGUGCCGCAAAUCGCACAGACUGAUUAAACCUGGCGCACGAAAAUUAUGACACGAACCUAUUCAGUCAGUCAUCGUGGUAUUAAUUAGUACUCCGUCUUGUGACUAAACGUAAGAAGUUUAUUGCAUUUAGAUAGAGAGAUUGUAUUACUAUUUCUUUCAGAGAUAAUCUUUCAGAUGUAAUUAGUAUUCUUGAUUGGUUACAUGGGAGAGCAAGAUUAUAUGCACAUGUGCAUCAACUAUUGCUUUCUAUUUUCAGUUGCAUGAUUUAGAUAGAAAC